This is a messenger RNA of Empidonax traillii (willow flycatcher), 334 nucleotides long. It is a transcript of the gene VPS72, whose product is annotated as vacuolar protein sorting 72 homolog. NCBI's taxonomy places the organism in Eukaryota, Metazoa, Chordata, Aves, Passeriformes, Tyrannidae. Gene Ontology annotation, molecular function: ATP-dependent H2AZ histone chaperone activity. The transcript has 2 exons. Gene Ontology annotation, biological process: chromatin remodeling; regulation of DNA-templated transcription. Gene Ontology annotation, cellular component: nucleus. The annotation marks the transcript as partial. The record is from RefSeq and is a predicted model, not a curated record.
GCUGGAUCAGGACCCCCCCCAGGCCGACCCCUCCCCGGUGGGGAAGUGCUCCCGCACCUUCAUCUCCUUCAGCGACGACGAGACCUUCGAGCGCUUCUUCCCGCGCUCCAAGGCCCCGCGGCUGCCGGUGCGGGAGCUGUGCCCCGUCACCCACCGGCCCGCCCUGUACCGGGACCCCGUCACCGACAUCCCCUACUCCAACAUCCGCGCCUUCCGCAUCAUCCGCGAGGCCUACAAGAAAUACAUCACGGCCCACGGGCUGCCCGGAGCCUCCCUGGGCGGCCCCCCGGCCCCAGAGCCCCCCGGGGCGGCCACGAGCGUCCCCACUGCUUGA